Spirometra erinaceieuropaei is the source of this 26918-nucleotide messenger RNA. The record is from the annotation of a GenBank genome assembly. Lineage: Eukaryota; Metazoa; Platyhelminthes; Cestoda; Diphyllobothriidea; Diphyllobothriidae.
AUGUCUGCAUAUCGAUUACUGAUGCAGUUUAUCAAGCAAAUUCAUAAAUGUGAGUCAGCCAAGUUUGAAGUGGCGAAGAAUUUUAAAAAGAUCACAGCAAUUUGAACAUGCGUUACAAACAAACUCGAACCCACGAGCAAUAGUAAAAAUCCAUUGGCGGUGACCAGGCAAAGGAACCUUGUCUUCACUUAAAAUUGUCGUGUCUGAUGACUCAGGCUGGAAUCCAAUAUUAACCUAGCGAAUUUUCAAAGCCCCACAGACCGUAAAAAUAAAAUAGAACAUUUAACCUGUCGGUCGCGUUAAAUCGCAUGUCCUAAAAUGCACCUAACAGUAGCAAGGUAUGAACAGCGAGAAAAAUUGGUGUUCUAAGGGAGUGGUUGAGUUGGUCCUUCGGGGAGGACAUUUUGCUCCGCCAGAUGUUUUGGAUUUAAGUCGCAUCCAUUACUUAGAGCCGCCAAAGCUUACUGCAUUUUAGAUAUCCCCUCAGAUGCUGAAACCGCUGAAGAGUCUACUAAGUCAAUUGUCUCUUCCGGCUUCGGGAAUUCACAGAUUGCGUUUUCUACUGGACAAAUACCAGAGUACGUUAAUUUAGCGCAUUCGUCUUUUUGGCUAUUUUGUUAAGUUGCAUUUUUGACCUACCUCAUCGAAGUGCGCAGGUGCUUAAAUGGUGAUAUUACAAUAGACAGAAGUAAAGACAAGAUCCAGUCUAGUGUGAAAAUGAAGGUUGAAUAUGAAAGCUUGCUGCACAAUCGGGUUUCUUGGGAAUUGCUGGGAAAUUUGUGGGAAAAUGAUGCUCCAGAAGAGUCUCAGUUUUUGAAUUACUAAUGUCUUUAAUGAAGAAGGAAUUAAUCGUAUAAAUUUAACCGAAUUUUUUAAAGAUUUAGUUCACUUUCUCAAAAGCUGAGUUCGCUCAACCAUUUGGUUUUCAAGAGCUCAGGUGCUUAGAAAGAAUAUCAAACUCGAAAGAACAGAAGAUCAUUCUUCCGAUGGUCAGAAUACGGAGGAAAGCAAACGGAAUUUUCUAUAUCAGCAGAAAAAUGUUAGCCAAAAUUCUAUUUCGACUUGCGAUUUUACUGGUGGAUAGAACUGAAGUGACUGAUGGAAUCAUCGUUGAAUUUGCUUUUUAUCUCCAGGGGCUCCCGAAAUUGUAGAGACCGACGAUGCUGUGGACGGCACACAUUCGAUUCGAUAGAACUCUCAGAAAUAAGAAUCUCACCAAACACGCUCGUACAAGUACAGCAAGACAAGAGUUUAAAACGUAUGAGGGCAGCCUGAAUCAGAAAGAGGGAAUACAUUAAUACCAAAGGAAAUAGCGUUACGUAUACAACCGAUUCGUCUGUAUUGGAAGGUGUUUUUGACAUGUCCAUUAGACUAUCGGUGGCGAGCAAGCGUUGGGAGCAUCCGCAGGGGGUGAGGGUCAUAAAUAUAUGCCGACGGUAGAAAGAAUGCCAACGACAAGCGAGAGGGGGAGAGAGGUCAGCAGUUGGAGGGAAAGGGACGCUGGCUAUCUUCGGCGACACGCAGUCACACCAACCUCAUCCUGGUUCCCCGUGGAGGUGUCUUCAGUCCACUUAAACAACUCAGUCAGAUUCGUAGUGCGUUAAAAAAUUAACAUGUAACUAACCUCAUCAGUUUCAGCCCACUACUUCAUUAAAAAACAGUGAACUAUGGAGACAGCUUAUCCAUGCCAAGGAAUGCUUUGGUUGUCGAUUUUAGGAUACUUGGCGAUACUAUGCCGGAUAGGAAAGAACCGAGUCUGGCUAAGAUGUUAUCUCAACAGGCAAACUUGCAUACGAUUUUGGGCUUUGGUAUGCGGGAGUUAAUAAGGAAUGAAAUAAAAUUCCCUCUUGUACUCACAGGGGACGGAAAUUCUGGCGUCAUUUAGCGUAUCUGGUGCAACCAGGGACAGAAUGAAGGGAAGUUUUUUUUGAAUGUCUGUGACCAAGCCUGACUUCAGCUCUUACAGUAAGUGACCUAACUCGUGCCCGGCAUGUCAACGUGUGACCUUGUAGAAACUUUUAUUCCUCUGACGUCUUCAUCAGAGACAUCAAGCGGAAUCCUCUGAGCUUUAAGCAACGGUAUCUUUAGUAAUACGAAAAGAGGGAAGUUACGUCGAUUUCGGCAACAAGAUAUUGAAGCACAUGACCGGACAUCGCACGCAUGAAUUCGUAUCAGACUACAUGCAACACUAAUUUUUAGAGGAUAUUUAAUGAAAACUUAAACGUAAAAUAAUUUUUUAAUGUCACGGUGUCUUUUUCAUUCUGUUCAGUCAAUUACUUGCAUGGGUAUGCAUUGCAUACUUAUAAAAUUAGGGGUGCACAAAUCAUGAUUUUCCCGCACGUGGUUCAUCAACAAACCCUAUGAUCGCCGCAUUCUAUUCGACACCAAGGUCCUGUCUUGACAGAAUUACUAGUCACGCUAGAACAUUAUAGGCAAACAAUCACUUUCUACACAAUUUACAAAACUGCAGACGAAGUCGCGGAGAUUAAACACGAGAACGUGGGCAGUCGAAAGGCUGAUGCAACAAAUGUUAACAGCCGCGACGAAUUUGGGAGUUUCUAAUGAUACUUUUUGCAUGGUUGCUCAGCGACGGCAAACCCAUUCGCCCUCUUCAUCUGUCUGCUGGGAUUGAAUCUCCGUUCCCUUUUCUGAGGUGUUAAGCAAAGCAACUUGUCAACGGACGGACGACAAGGGGCGUACCCACAGUUACCGGGAUAAUGAAAUGAUGGUCCAACUGGGCGAUUUUAUAAAUAUAUCGGAGAUGUAUACACCAAAUCUCGAGCAGCCACCGGUCCCUACUUACGUAAACACUUCUUUAUCCCUUUAUCGCAGACCGGACCAAUCCCCAGCAACCGAACAGACAUCAAAUAUUCAUUUACAGAAAAAGGAACGUCAUCAUUGGCAACAGCAAGGUGUGCGGAACGAAGAAAUGCAGACUUCAGCAGGGGAAAAUGUUGAUGCUACCAUAGACGAAUCGAGAAGGCGCAGCAGACGGGCAGCCACUGCCCAGAGGUCGCGACUCUGGCCCUCCGCAGUCAUUCCCUACGUAAUCCCAUCCACAUUUUCCAGUGAGUUCUGUAACCAUUUGAGUCAGCUGUCUACUCAAGCUAGUGUACUGUGGACUGACUGACGUGUCAUUUCAAAGUUAAGAAGCCCAAGCAGUUAGUACGUCCAGUAAAUCAGGUGUACAGUGUCUUAGCUAUUUUUCAACCAGUUACGGACACGAUCUCAUUCAGAGAUAAGUUGAUGCCGAAUAAAGGUGUUGGUGGUUGAAAACCGUCCAACAUUGGGUUAUGCCGGGAAGAGAGAGUGACAAAGAACUGCUAAGCCAGUGAAUUUCAACUGAUGGUAAUGGGCAUCUAUUGAAAUAAAAUCCUAAUGCGCAAAAACGCCCGUGAACACGACUGCGCGUGCGCUGAUGUUCUCCUGAACAGUGCUCUCUCUGUUUCUGUAUAGGCCUCUAGUAGCUGAAUGACCGGCUAUAGCUGGAGGAUGGUAAAAACACGUGAGACCAAAUGGAGUCCCUCUACAUUUUUCCCCUAUCUGACAGUUAACUGAGGUCUUUUUGUCUAUCUUUAGAUUAACGUCGGUGAGCCAGCUGUAAGUUCGGUGACGCAAAGGCACUCUGUUAAAAUUAAAUAAGGGGUGGACCCACCAUCCAGAGUGGUCUGCUUUCAUUUGGCCAUAGAAGUUUACAUAAAUGUUUCGGCUGAAAUGUAUGUACCUAACAGACAAAGAAGUUUCCGAAACUCAGAAAAGAAUUUUUUCUCGUCGCCGUAAUGAAUGCAGCCUGUGGUAUCUAUAAUAAGUGUUUUCCCACUGAAAAUCAAAUGUUUCCGAUUCAUUAAAGCCUCGAAAUAAAUUUUUAGCCUGAAACAGUCGGCCAUGUGCAGAAAUCAGUAUGAUAGGUUCUGGGGCCGAAAUAACGGAGAGAUACCCAAUAGUUUCCGGAGUUUUCAAAAAGCACCAUCUUGAGCACAUUAUGAGGCCAGGAGAAAAAAUGGGAUCUUAACCGAUGUGUCCGAAUUUCUGUCGAUGGUGAGAAAACUUGCUGGUGUUUUCACGACAAAAAAGUUGAUUAAGAUUAGGAAAACCAACAGCUGAAUUAUGGAAAAGCGCUAUAUUGCCAUAAAAGUUUCCUCAGUAGAUGCAGUAGGUGCACUUCGCAAUAUAUUAUGUAGACUAGAUCUAUACUACCAUUAGAACUGCAAAUUUAUACGGGAAGAAAAUUGGUUAAGAAAAUCUGAUGCACCUAGUUGGAUGUAAUGACACAUAGCUAAGUGUAUUUGGUGCCCAUAAAGCAGCUUGAAGAGUUAUAAAAGUGUGUGACGUUUGCAGUUCACAUCUCAGUUUUCGAAUUUCUUUCCUUCCACGUGAAACUGUGUUAUAUUCCUGCAUGAAAUGUGAAUGCCAUUUCGAACCUGUUUUAGCCUUGCCGGUUUUACAAACCCCCUUAACUAACAACUACUAUUUAUAAUACGAUAAAUUGCCAAAAACAGUAGUCUAAAAUUCAAAGGCAAAACGGGACGCCAUUAUUCUUGGCGGCAGUCAUCAUAGAUCUUGACCGCCGAGCACGUGCAUUUUGACAGAACAUUAACGUUUAUUCAGCCCUAGUGCUUAGCGUCUGAAUUUUCAGUAGCCAUGAUGUUUAAAAAAUAGUCUGUUUGUAGAUUUGUGCGCGUCGCGUAAACACUCCAUUCCUUGCGCAAAGAGCGAUGGGUUUUGAAACUCCAACAGAUUAUUUGUGAUGCUUUAUUAAGAAUAUUGCCUAGAGUUGUUUCAAGAUACUUCACCGCUAUUAUCGGAAAGCGAAUAAAGAGGAUGAGUAACUGCGUAGUGACAUGCUUGUUUGAAGGCUCUCUGUUCUCAAUGGGAGAUUCCUUUCGCAGCAGUAGCUGUCAGCGUCGGUAGAACUUCAUUUUUCGACAAAGUGUUCGCCACCCUUUUUGUUUAGAAUGUAAUGAACACAAGUGAUUUUCCCUUUGCAUUGGGUAGUUCCCUGCUCGUACACGACUUACUACAGCGAAAAGUGUUUGCAGGUAUGACGCUGUCGAUUAAAUGUGGUAGCGUGGCAUAAAGAGCACUAAGGCCGACAGUCCAACCGUCGAUUCUGACGAGAUCCACCAUAUUUCUCACAGCAAUGUGGACGCAGGGACGGUGAUUUAGGCGUGAUUCCUUUUAGAGGGAUAGUAGGCUUGCGCUCUACCUACCGCACCUCCUCUUCCUCUUCCUCCUCCUCCUCCUCCUCCUCCUCCUCCUCCUCCUCCUCUGCCAUCUAGGCACGAUGUCAUGACAAAGAGAAGGAAACCGGAGGCGGAAGAGGCUGCAAGUGGCCGGCGCGGAGGGAUCCGCUAAUCAGGCGUUCUACUACAUCUACUCGGGUAUCACUGAGUAGGAGUGUCACGCAGGCCACUCUAGGAGGGAGCGGUUGCAGCCUGACUCUUAGCCCUUAAGUCAGCCACUCAACGCAAACACUCCGGGCCAACUACGAGGCUAAAAUUGUAACAUCAGUUGGCAAUCUUCCGAGCCACGGCUUCUCCUUCAGCGUGAUAGAUUCAAACGUGUUAUAUUAUUAAUAGGGAGGAAUAUGCGCUGAAAGUCGAUCAUUCUUCCCACUCCCAGGCACCAUUCCACUGCCCGAACCGGCCAGUCAGCUGAUGGGGGGAUUCAGCGCAGUGGCUGACAGAGUUAGAGAGCUCGCCUGCGCAUGCCACGUACAAGACCUGUCCCCCAUACAAAAAAGUAUUUCAUACAAGAGGCGUUGGCUACUGGGAUCUCACAUGUAACAAGGGAGCCACAUGGAGAGGGAGCCGAAGAACACACUUUCCACUCAGGUGUGUGACGCCUUGUCCAUUCUCGUUGUCUGUGAUAUCAGACAUGUUCAUGCGUGGUGCGUGUAUUUAUGGGGAAAUGUAUGGAGAUGUGGUUUAUUCUACAAUGGAUUGCCGCAUCUUUACAUAGAGGUGUAUGUGACCAGGUAGGCCCAUCCGGAGGCUGAUUGUGCAUGGACAAUCUAGGCAGUCGAGGCAACGGUGGCAGGUGUAUGUCGGUUCCACAAAAACUGGUUCGCCAGUCUCUGUGCGAUGGAAUCUCGAGCGGCCCCCACGCAAAUGCGGGGCGUGCAUGUGCGGUAGCAGUGUUGGCAGGAUAGCCUAGAGGAUAAUGAGUUGAUUGGCGUUGUUGUGCUGCUGGUGGUGGCCGCGUUAGUGGAUGGAAAGUCGGUAGGGUUGGGGAGGGAAGAGUUAUUCGGCUUGCAAGGUAUGCUUGUGAGUCGGUAUUGCGGGGAAUUCCACUACGUGGAUUUGCAUGUGAUUAAAUAGGCCCAUGCAAUGCAACGCGUGUAUGUGGGAGCUCGUGUCACUGGGACGCCGGCGCAUUGCGAUGGAUUUGUGAGGGGCUGACCAGACCGAUGUGCGAUCUCAGUGAGGACAGGUUGGGACCGAGUCCACGUCGUUGGUGGUAGGGAUGGUAGUAGUGAGGGCAGUGGUCGACGAGGUGUCGGGAGUGUUCUCACCUCUGGCGAUAGUGAGAGAACUGGCCAAAAAUAAUUAGCCACUCGGGGAGCUCGCAGGCCGGUGAGUCAGAUGGCCAAGCAAUCAUCACGCCAGCAUCCAACAUGGGUGGUGAGAUUUCAGCUUGCUGGCCAUCAAACAAUUAUCGCACCAGCGGGCAAGAAUUCUCAAAGAAGGGGAGAACGAUUAAUUAUCAUAGGUAUGUAGUAGCACAGCGACUGCAUCCUGUAAAUACUGAAAUUUCCUAGUCACGAAUCACCCGUUCCUGUCAUCAUCGCUGAUGAUGGGCCCGAGCAAAACCCGAAACCUCAGACGAAUAAAACUCUUGUUCCAGCGAUCGUUUCUACUGCUUCUCAGAGCCGGUAGUCGUCGCUAUCGUUACGGGGGUUGUGGCAGGAACGAUGGAGGCGCAGGGAUGAUGGAUGUGGCAGUGGUCGAUUUGGCGGUGCACCGCGACUUCGUUCAUGGAUGGUGAGGGAGGUCGUCAUCGUGGACGCCGUUGGGAUUGAUGCAGGUGUGACGAAGGGAGCGGCUGUGGAGGCGGCAGGUGUAGUUGUUUGUUUAUUGAUAUACUGGGUCUGGAGAUGCCCGACGAGGCCGAUACACGGACAGGAUGUUCGUUGACAGGGUGAGCAUGCUGGAGGGGGUUGAGUGUUAACCUUAUGGAUCUGAGGGGCUUAAGGCAGGCGAGCCCCUUGUAAAGCGAAGAUGGCGGCUCUCGGUUGGUUUCAUAGAUUACUGCCCCAGUCUUCACUACUCUUUUCGAGAUCGCUCAGUCCUGAACGAGGUCUUUCUAAGUUUCCGGGUUGAUUUGAAAUCUCCUGAGUGAGUUCUUUAGCGUGUCUGCAGUGUCUUCUUUGUCCUCUUUGCAUGCAAACAACCGUAACGACAUCAUCGUAGUUUGCUCAGUCAAUCAAAGUCUAUCCGCAUGCAAUGGCCUCCCCAUCACAAUUGCAGUUCCCUCAGUAGGUAUGGAUGAAUAGGAUUUCGGCCUAUUCCAAGACUUCCGUGUCAGGGAUCCAAUCCUGUCACCUUAGCAUUCAAUCCACAGGACAUCUUACGUGGAGAGGCCUGAGGUUCCUUAGUUGAUUAAUACAGACUUACCAGGUAUCCAUUCAAUAUAGUAGCGUAAUAAAGAUGAUUGCUCUGCACAUAAUGAGAUCAGUAUUGAGACGAAGACCGCGAAGACACCAUACUGAGUCUUGCAGUCCGCCUAGGACUUAGCUGGCUUUCGAAGUCCGGUAAGUCCCUGCGUCGUUGAUUUUGGUACUUUGCGAGAGUGUGCUGCCUAAAUAGGCAAAGUUGUUCACAGUCUUAAGUUGGGUGCCGUUGAUGUUGAUGCGAGAAACACUGAAUGCAGCUUUGGGCGGCUGAUGCGUGACCGCCGUUUUGUCCGUGUCGAUGGUCAGUCUGAAUUUGGCGCUGCCAGAGGCGAAGAUGUACAUAAUUCGUUGCAUGUCUACUUCUGUUGCGAUUUUGAGCGCGCAAUCGUCGGCAAAGGGCAAAUCGUGGACAUUAGUUGUCAAUAAACGCAUCGAGGAAUGUAUGCACCGGCUACUGACAAGUUGGCCGUCGGUCCUUUAAGCGAUGCAAAUCUCUGGGCGUUAACCCGGUAGGUCUCCGUCAGCGUGCCAGAGAACAUGAAGCCAAUGAGGAUGGUAGCGAGUGCGCAGCCAUGCCUCACUCCGUUGGCUACCUAGAAUGUUCCUGAGACGGUCCGGUUUUUCGUGACGGACGUCAUCAUCUCGUCGCGAAACCGAGGCGUGAGCCGGUCAGGACAGUCGAAUUGUUGCACGAUUUCCAAGAGUUCACAGUAAUUCGCCAUACUGAAGGCUUUCGUUAGGCCCCUGAAGGUAGUGUAGAGGUGGGUUCACAUUUCCUGUCAUUACUCUUGCGGAUGGCGGAUGGGAAGGAUAAUCUCGGUGGUUCCGUGGUGUCGUCGAAAGCCACUGCAGAUGUUUCCCUUCUAGAUAACUGUUGAGACGGUUAAGGAGGGUGCGAGCGAAGACCAUCCCGGCAAUUUUAGUGGUAAGAUACCUCUUUAGUUAUCACACAGUUGCUGGUCCCCCUUUUGAUUGCAGACAUAUACGGUUGUCGCUUCCUUUAACUCACGAGGAAUGUGUCCUGGGCGUCACAUCUGGAAUAUUGUUGUAAGUUUGUCCAUCAGUCGGGGACGCCGUGCUUGUAAACUUCGACCGGGAUAUCUAUAUUAAUAUGUAUAUGUUAACCAGCUAAUCUUUCAAAUGAUCACUGGGACUGCGAGCCUACCAGACUGUGUAUUAUGGGUACACAUAAUCAGUUAGAUAUUGACACUGUUUCCUGUAGUACGGAUUGUUAAUAUUCCUUUGUUAGUGUUUUUAUAACAUCAAAAAUAUCAGGGAUACCAGUUAGAGGAAUUUCAUAAAUAGUUAUUGUAUCGGUCCAUGCAACAGAAUUUAAUACGUUGUAUACAUCUAAAAGCAGAGGCCAAUACCUGGUCGUUAACAGAGGAACUGUGGCAGAUUGCGCAUUUAAUGCUCGGAAAGGUUUGUACUAGGACAAUUAUAUGAUGACUCUGGUAUACUCUGUGAAUAUUUUCUUAAAAGGCUAAUUUAGAUGGUAGUAAUUUUUUAGCGCAGGCUGUAAAAACAGUGAACGCCCACCUUCACAAGUCAUAUGCCGCAAGAAGAAAUCUUAAGCAAUAGCCUCUUGACUUACUGCAAAUGUUUGAACAACUUUAAAAGUUUUAUGGAUUACCAGAACUGUAAAAACACUAGAUCGCGGUCAGUAAGCGGGCUCGCUGUCUGUUUUAAUAAAAUCAUUCCAAAUUAUUAGAGUAUACGGAUUUCUUUUGUCCCACAUGCUAUCACAAAUGAUUUUCCAUACAACUAUUUUAUAAGGUAUGUUUUUCAGUUUCUAAUCCCCAUCCCAUACUUACAUUAAGACAAGGCGAUGAAGAACAUGGUGAGCGCAAUGAGGAAGUGGGAAAGCAACACAUGCCUCAGUUUUGUCGAGCGAGAACCACAUCAUCAGUCCUAUCUCUUCUUCACGGUCUUGCCUUGUGGGUAGGUUUCUUUCAACGUAAAUAACUGAUUGACAAGAAGGAAAUGAGAGUUAAUAAUAAUAAUGUAUUUUAGGGUAAUAGGCAAUGCCCUUGAUAACCCUAUUGAAAACGGUACAUAAAAUAUAAAUGUUAAAUGUACAUCUUACUAAAUUUUGUCAGUAACAUAUUUGUUCACGGAAACAUUUUUCACGAUGCGGGACUGCGUAGGAUGCGGCAGGCGGCCUUCUCAGUGUACAUAUGAAAUUUUAAGUGCGGUUAUAUACAAUCAGCAUAAAGUGCAGUCAUUUGCAUAGUUUGAGAGGAGACAUUUCAUUAAAAGUCAGGGAUGUGUUGAGUAGGGAUGAAAUCAAGAAGUGAAAUCUAUGGCUGGCCGCAGAUAGUCCUGUUGUGAAAGUCGUCGUUUAUCAAAGAUCAAACGAUCCAGCUGCCUUUUGAAUACAGCGAUUGUAUUAGAUGUCACUAUUUCACUUGGGAGUGAGUUCCACGGUCGAAAAACACGCUGGCUGAAGGAAAACUUCCGAUUGUCUAGGCGUGUACGCUCCCACUUGACUUUGUACGAGUGACCGCGCAGGUGACUCGUGGUCGUGAAUUCAAAAAAGUCGUCAGUUUUGAACGAACAUUCAUGCCCGUCGAUAAGGCGGAAUGUCCAUAACAGGUCACACCUUAUUCGUCUAUAGGAUAGGGGAACUAAUUUAACUGGAUCAGUCUUUCUGGUUAUGACAGAGUCCUGAGACCGUCCAUCAGUUUUGUGGCCCGUCGUUGCACCUGCUCUAUGGCAUCACUGUCUUUCUUUAUCCAGGGCAUCCAUGAUGGCAUUCCGUAUUCCAAGUGCGGUCUGACGAACGUGCCGAAUAUCUGUGAGAAGAGUUCUGGAGGAAAGAUUUUGAAGGCACGCCUAAUCUAGUGCGUGAUGCUGGUUGUCUUUUGGACGACUCUUUUGCAGUGCUGAGAGGGCAGCAAGUUUGAGCAUGUCCAGACACCUAGGUCUUUGUGCGUGUCCACGUCUUUUAGUGGAACCCCAUUUAUGGUGCACUGAUCUUUUGGGAAGCGCCUCCGACCAGAUUCCAGUCGCAAGACUACACAUUUAGAUACGUUAAACGCUAGAAGCCACUUGCUGGACCACGCAGCCAGCUUAUUAACAUCUUCCUGUAGCUUUUGCGCAUCUUCAACGCAGCUGAUUGUUUUCCAGAUCUUUAUAUCAUCCGCAAACAUGAUGCCAUCGCAUUCAAGGUCUGCAGGACAGUCAUUUAUAUAAAUGAGGAAGAGGAGAGGACCCAAGACUGAGUCCCCGCUUUUUACUGGCAUCCAUUCGGAUGUAGUGGCACCAACGAUGACUUUUUGGAGCCUGCAUGACAGGAAACGUUUAAUCCAAUUAAAAACGCUGCCCUCUAUUCCAUACUCCAAAUCUUCUGUAGGAGUCGUCCAUGAGGAACGCUAUCAAACGCCUUCUUAAAGUCAAAGAAGAUGACGCCCACUGGACGGCCCUGGUCUAUGGCUCUUGUCCACUUUUCCUGAGAGUAAAGACUGCUUGUAAGACAGGAGUGACCACGACGAAAUCCGUGCUGUGCAGCAUAUAACAGGUCCCUCUGCUCCAGAUACGACAUUAAAUGCCCUUUAAUAAGUCGCUCCAUUACCUUGCAUAGAAUGCAGGCUAAAUUAAUAGGACGGUAGUUUUCGGGUUCCAGCCUGGAUCCACCUUUAUAGAUUGGAGAAAUAUAGGCCGUUUUCCACUCCUUCUGCAGUUCGCCUUCGUCCAUGGGCUUCCGAAAUAUCAUGGACAUUCAGAGAAGUCCUUAUUGUCAUAUAGGCUAUCUUUGUAGUUAACCAAUCCUUAUCAAAUGUUGCCAUCUCAGCUUUUUGCUCAUCGAUUGCAGUUGACUUACCAGCAUUUCUUGAAAACAUGACCUGGUUUUUGCCAGAUAAAGUUCUAAAACUCUGCUUCAUCAUGCUAGUCAGAAUCAAAGAGAGACUUUAAACCAAUCAGGUGGGACUAAAACCAGUAGCUGAGCUUGACGCUUAUGCAUACACAGAACUUUGCAAGCUAUCAGAGACAGAUAAACGAAACCUCUUUCACUGCCCUCAUAAUCAUCAUAUAUGUCGUUUUAUAACCCCGAGGCAGUAAGAAGUAUUUAUAUUAAGGGUUGCAAAAGGGUAUGCCCUAGUGACAUAGAGUUACAUUGGCGUCAAAGUUUAUCUUAGAAAAGCCGAUGCUUCCGGGUCAGUAGUUGUAUUUAGAUUUUAAUAUAUCGCAACAAGCUGAUUCGCCGCAUGCGUUACAGUGGCCGCAACGCGUUUGAAAACGUAAAUUUUCUCUAGCAGUUGUUUAUCCUUCGAAUGCCUACCCGAUUUCAGGUAGAAAAUUGGCAUAUGAGCAGAGGACAACAUGAUCUAAUAUAUGCAUUUGUAAUUGUCUUAGAUGUUGUUCGUCUGUGGGACGUAAGAGCACGUCUGGUCCACAGAAUGUUUCCAUCGCCAGCGGUUGCGAAUCAGAAGGAACCAUCAUGCACGAACUUGGUCAUGCCAUCGGAUUUUGGCACGAACAUUCUCGACCUGAUCGGGACGGUGAGUUCACUUUUUGAAAGAGACAGUGAACAGGUGAUGACCAAAAUAACAAAAUGUGUUAUGAUGCUGCACUUUUUAAUUUUGAUGUUUGUGCUUCAAUAAAUACUUCCAAAAUAUUCCUAAUCUUUGAAUUUGCUUUUCGAGGGCUUUCGAUCUUUUAAGCAUUUGCUGACUGUCAUGUUUGAUUAAUUACAGCUGGAGUCAUGCUGAAAGUUACGGUGAAUAAUCUUAUGUGUAGAUGAAUGUUAACUGACAGCUGAUGUUCAGCCAACAUCACUGCAUAAUUCUUAACUUAUUAUCUAUGAAAUUGGACUGCUGUUUGGGAGUAUUUACCUGAGGUUGUCCAAAACCAAUUCAGCAAAUAUUUUCCUUUUAUUUUUAUGCUAGCACAUGUGGAAGUCAUUGAGGAAAACAUUAUACCCGAGGAUAAAUACAAUUUUGAAAUGCUGACUCCAACCGAUGUGAAUUCUCUUGGUGAACCCUAUGACUACAAUUCAAUAAUGCACUAUGGCAGGCGAAAUUUCGCUAUACCUGGUAAGGCGGAAACCCUAAGACCUAGGAGAGACGGUCCAAACAUUCAAAUUGGUAAUCGAGUUCGCCUCAGCGACAGUGACGUUAGACAGACGAACUUGCUCUACGGCUGUCCUCGUAAGUGUAUCUUGAUCAAUCAUUCCUAAUUUCGAGUCUCCUAGUGCAUAUUCCACUCGUUAUGGAAUGGAUUUGAUGCCAUUCAAAGCCUUCUUUCGACCUUCUACGAUUGCCUUCGCCUACUUUAUCCGAACCUAACAAACACGUGUAUCUUCACCUAGUGCUGGGGCUAACACCGGCAAAUGCUUUCGUUUACUGGAUUUGCUUAAGUAACUUCACGAUCUUCAAAGUAGAAGCACCAUAUAAUGGUCUGGUAUAGUAUUGCGUGACAAAACAACUGGCUCAUAACUGAACCUUACCAAAUGACGUUGCGAUCUUUAGAGGAUCAUAAAAACCCCGAAGUUUUCCUACAUUCAUCAUCGCUGAACGUGACAGCUAUAGCCAACACUCCAACACUUCAAGGAAAAGUAUAACAGGCAGAUGAGCUGAUUUAUUUUCGCAGGUCCAGUUUUCUGGUCUACUAUACUUAAAAUGUUGAUCACGGAAUCGUUGGGCAUCUGCUUCUCACCCUCCAAGAGGUGGGCCGAUCUGCGGUCAGCCAGGUCGUUGAAGCCGCAGUUUGCAGCUCAGAUGUACGGUUUUAAUAGCAACCUUAAAAAAGAAGGAAAAAGUAGACGGCCUUCAUUGUUCGAAAGUUGCUUACCUCUACUGCUUACUACGUUCUCGGUCCGUUAACAAUCUGCCUGUGAUAUAUUCCUUUUGACUCUGCGUGGCAACCCGCCGGGUGCUCGGGUGAGGACGAAGAUAUGAAUCUUUGGCAGUAAAACCGAUUUUAAAACGAUAAACUAACCGUUCUGUAGUCGUGAAUUUAAAUCGAACCUCUACGUAACGAUCGUCGACCAAGCUCUGGAAAUUGUUGAAGGUUAUGCUGUGAUCGACAGCAUAAGCAGUUUCAGUUGACUAACCCCCUGAUUCCUGCACUGGGAGCUGACAGCCUGUGAGACGGAUAAUCACAGAGGCCCACGGCUUUAUGCCUAAAUGUCUAAUUAUUGUAAAAAACCAAUUUGCGUUCAUGUCGGUUCACUACGUACCCUGGCACACUUAUCCGGAGGGAGUGAAAAGUUAAAGACAAACCUGCUGUACUACUGAACUCUUGCGAAUAUCACUUGCUUGUUUUAAUUUUAAGUGUAUCUAAGAUUUGAAGGGUCGUUUAUCAGUACUCGUCUCGAAAUAUGCAAGCGAAGACUAGAUCGUGUUGCUGGACGUGAACGUUCUGACUGUGUGCGUUAUGAGUUUCCAUUGCUUGCAUCGAGACGAUGACACGGGCCUUAAUUUUACACUUUCACUAUCCAUCUUCUGCGUCAACAAAAUUUGGCUCGCGGUCAUGGAGACAAGAAAUUAAAAACUAAAUUGCGUUUUCGUUGUUAGUUAACAGUAAGAAAAUAUAGCACAUUGACACGGAAGGCUGAGAAGUUUUGGCCGCUGAGCUGAUGAGAGACGGUGACAUGAGUUGGAGGGCUCGGUAGCAUGACCACGUUCUAAGACGAACAUUUUCUAAAUAGAUGAGGCCCGUAGUUUUACUGCCUGCACUGAGAAAUAGCAUAUUUCCGUUAACUGGAAGCUGAAUUAUCUGGCUUUCUGGCCAUAAGAAUGGUGCAGUUAGUGACCGAUUCCAAGAAGUGUCGACAAAAUCGUGAAAGGUGUAUUCGAUUUAAAAGGAUGACUUGAGUGUUGGUCGUAAUAUUGAUUACUUUACGGUAUAAUGUCCCAAUAUCUAGGUCUGCUAUGAUUUUGGCUUUUAAAUGUACAUUUUGUAAUCAACAGAGACCGCACACUCUAAAAAUGACUGCUUAAUUAUUAUACACUAUAUUUAUAUCGAUUUUCGAUGACUUUAAAUUCAAAAACAUUUAAUCGAAAGCAUAGGUAAAAAUAUUCUUUCUUGUGUCCAUUUAGUAAGAAAUCAUGUGUUCUUUAAUUUUUAUACUCAAAGAAAGGAUAUAAUUGAAUUUUAAACUGUCCUCCAAUUUCAGAAUGAUUUUGCCUGAUCUGCCGUUGCAUUUGCGUUAAGGGUUUCAGCCUAAUGACCUUAUACUUUCCGCGUAAUGAAAAACAUUCAUUCCCCCAUUCUAGUAAACAGACAUUAUAUAGGACUCGUAAAAUUUUGCAAUGGAUUUGGACUAUGUUGUAUACUUCAUGAGGGGCAUUACUGAGCAGAUAGAAAAGAUGCUGUUUGUAUGAAGAUUGCGCAGCCCGAAAUGCCCAUAACUUGAAACGUUUUUUAAAUCGAAAAGAACUUUCUUUGAGAACAAAACUUAAAAAGGACGUACUGUGGUACUAAAUAAGUACGGGACUAUUUUUACGUCUUGUUUUUAAAAGUGCAUUCCAAUUUAGAAAGGCAUCGGAAAUCAAUAAAAAAAUGCUUACUGCUUAAGUAGUCUGUUCCUACCCAGCGCGGUUAUUGCAAACGCCGAAAUGCAAUGCAUUUAAAUAUAAAACCUUGGCAUGUCUGGAAUAUUGCGGCUUUAUGUCGCAAGGUAAUCAAUAUUACAACUCCAUUUAAGCAGUCCUUCCUAAUAGAAAACUCAUUUCGCACUUUCUGUCAGCAUCUCAUGGAGAGGCCACUGGCCGUACGUUUGAACCGUUUGUUGGAACGAAACGGAACAAAUGAAAGACUUGUUUCAUGUCUUGAUCACAAGGCUGUGUGCUGAGCUAUUUUCAUUUAAUUAUCUUCCGUACUUAACUAUGUUCUCGUAGAGUGUAUGUAAGAAGCGUAUACAAGGUAUGCAGAGUGGCAACACUUUAUUUAGGACUGUUUAAUGUGUCUUGGCCUUCAUAUUUGACGUCACGUUAGGAUUUCAAUCCCCCAGUUUAAUAUCUUUAUCUGGAUAAUCACAUCAGCCUGUGGACGAACACUUCUCGAGCCUUCCGACACAUUCGAGUCUCCGGAAAGGCGGUUAUAUCUAAAGCGUAGGAGCGUUGAUCUUCCGGACGCCCCUUCCCUCAGAAAUUUCCCAUCCGCGACUACAACUCAGGGCGACAGUCACAAUUUUAACUUAGCAGAUCUCGAGGCGUGUGAGUGGCGAAUCGUAGCGGAAAGUGGGGAACGAAUAUUCCUGACUUUCACGAGGAUGGACGUGUUCUCGCCUGCCAAUCCCCGUCUGUCUAGAGGUCAACAGCACACCGUUAAAAAUGGUUCCUCCCCCUGCACAGAGGAUUACGUUGAUGUUCGUGAUGGAUAUUACUCCGGAUCGCCUCUCAUAGGUACGAGAAAAGGGUCUGUUGACAUAUUAGCCCAUUUUUAUGUUAUUUUGCAAAGUAUUCACCGAUUUCGUCUGUAAUAAGGAUGGUAACAAUCGGGAGAGGACACCCAGAAAAUACUGCCGGCCAAAGCAGCGAUCUUAUCGCAACUGUCCUAAACUAUGCAGCCAUUGACUGAGCCGCACGCUGGCGACUGCGGUAGCUCCUGACCUCUGGAAGUAAUGGUAAAAAUUGAUAAUCCAAGUGCUCGGUCAACGGCGAUCGCAUUGCGAUUCUCCGUAGGUAAGCUCCUAUAGAAUAAUCUGCAUAGGCACUACUGCGGUCGCUUGUCAGCAGUGGAAGCUUAUAUUAAGGUUGUGUAACGUAGGGUGGGUCUACAGCGAUCGUUUUGCAACUGUCCAAAGGGUAUGGUCCCAUAGAUUGAGCCGCAUGUCUACAACUGCGGUCAUUCCUCAACUAAGGAAGAAAUGGCCAUAAUGGAUAGGCCAAAGGGCUGGUCCACAGCGAUCGUAUCGCAAGUGUUUGAACGUAUGCUACCAUAGAUUAAGCCGCAUAUCGACUACUGCGCUCGCUCUUCAGCUGUGGAAGCUAAUGUCAAGGUUGGUAAACAUAGGAUUGGUCUAAAGCGAUCAUUACCCAACUUUCCUAAACUAUGCUGCUCUAAAGUAAGCCGCAAACGGACUAAUGUCGUCGCUCGUGACCCAAGCAAGCAUAUGUGAAGGAUGGCGAACCAAUGGUCGGUCUACAGCGCUCGUUUCUCCACUCUCCCAAGGUAUGCAAGGAUAGAUUUAGCCGCAAACCCACUAUUGCUGUCACUCUUCAGCCGUGUAAGCCUAGGUCAAGGUUGAUUAACCAUUGCUCGGUCUGCAGCGGUCGCAUCUCAACUGUUGGAGACUAUGAUAGUCUAAGUGAGGCAACAUGUGCACUGCAGAUCAGAUAAAAUUGAGGUCGGAUGAAACAAGAAAUAUGCAGGGCCAUAACCUACUCAAAUAGGUAUAGCUGGUAUUAUUCCUAGGCAACGGAUAUUUGGGUGCCCUCUCCCGAUUGUUACCAUAAGCAUUUUCGAAAAUGCUCGUCCCAAUAAGAAUUAUCGAAAAAAAGGCGUCUGUCUUAGUUAAUCACGUGUGCAUUAGAGGAUUACUACUCAGGUCCACUUUGAGAUUAACAGUGCUAAUCAAUGUUAAAUAAUCCUGUAAAAUUAUACUUAAGAUAUUGGUUAUAUGGCGGACGUAGUGAAGGUUAUAGGAGCCUACCGCCAGUUUCGUAGUUUGGGAUCUGAAGGACUUCGCAAGUGGAUGUGAGCAAUUUGAUAUACAUUUGCCAUUUAAAACACCACGAGCACAUGUUGCUUACGUUAUACACAGGCCGCACGUCUAGUAGACUAGGUAUGUGGGCCGGGUUCUAGGUUUUUGCCCAAUUUAAGGCCGCUCAAACAGAAGAAAACGGAUGGUUGGCUUCUGCGUUCUUUCAUUUGCAAAUGACGACCGAGUAAUGAAGGGUAGCGUCGAAGAAUUUACUCGUGAGUUUUACUUGCAAAAAAUCUAGUUCCAAAGGGGUGCUGAGACGAAUGAGGUCUGACCGCUGGAGUUUGAAGCCAACAGCGACAGACGAGGCAUGCUGUAUGUGGUAGAAACUUGUGUUCAGCGAUUAUUCGCAGUCUAUGGAUCACCGAAAAUUCCGCUUUUUCAUUUUAUGAAGUAAAUAAACAGUAUGCGUAAACAGAUCCUCUCGUCUUACCUCAUUUUAUUAUGAUAUUACUGUCAAGUAUUUUUACAGGAGAACGACUUAUAGCAAAAUUUAUACAACCCAUAGUAUAUUGGUUAUGUCGUUCUUCGGAAGUAACAUACUUUAGAAGAGUAUGGAUCUAAUGCAAACUGAAACACGAGGACAACGAUGCCAACGAGGCAAAUUGUUAAGUUUUUCUAUGUUAAGUUCUUGAAGAUCAUAUCAUAUCAUCAUUCAUCGGUAUCGUCAGACCCUUAACAUCUUAUAUUAUGGCGAAGCAUAGUUGGCUUUAAAUAUAAGUAAAACCGUGAAUCAUGUAUCACUACCUUGUUAAAACAGAAAAACGUACAGAUGUAACCUUCUACGUGACUACUCAACCUUAUGCUACAGACGACUCUUUGCUGUGCUCACUUACUGUACUAAGUAAGAUAUUUUGUCAUUCCGUAUGUUGCGUGGAAAAAUCAUCAGAAGUGAAUGCAUCUUUUGUAUCAUUGCAAGAAAUUCUGGCAAUUCCCACGAGGUUAAUAUUCUUGCUCAUAAUUUUUUUGUUUCAUAACUUAUGGCUUACAAACCUAUAUGGGAAUUUGGUUAAAUAUCAUAAAAAGCAACACAGUUCGUUAUUAUGUGCUCUUGGAACUAUACCACACACAGUCACAACCACUUACACCGUUUGUUGAGGUGUCAGUUAUUUGCCUCAGAUACGUACCGACCUUAAUCUGAAGGUCAGUCACUCCCUAAGAAAGCAGUCUGAGAUAUUAUUAGGAAUGACAGAGAAAUACGGUUACAGUUCUGCCGUUUGCGACGUAGACGUCCUCCAGUGCUAUCUUCGAGUAUUUUAAAACAUAGUUUAACCUGUCAGAUGUUUUAGUAAAUAUUAGUCUCUGAUAUUCUUUGUACUUUUCCCAAGUUAAAGAAAUCCCUUUUUAUAAGUACUUCCGAUUUUCUGCCCAGCAGUUUAUUGUUACAAUUUUGUUUGCUCACUAGUCGACUCUGUUCGAUUCUUGCCGUUAACGUGAUACUUAGCAGCAUGGGCAAAAAGUUCGUUGUACAUAUUUAUCUUCACGUUGGCAAAUAAAGUGCUUAUUAUCUCAAGGACAACAACACAUAACGAUAUCCAGCCUACGGGCAAUGUCAUUUCAGUUCUAACCAGAUCUUUGUGAUGUUCAGGUCGUUACUGUGGAAAACAGCUUCCAAAGACGUUGGUAUCAUCACAAUCAAGAAUGUGGAUCAGAUAUAGGCGUUCAGUGGGAUCAUCGGAUACUGGAUUUGCCGCCAAAUACCGAGGUGAAACAAACUAAUCCAGAUUACCUUAAAGCUUUCAAAAGGCAGUAGAUUGCGAUGACAUGUUAUCUGAGUUUUUGGAAAAUGCACACCUAAAAUGUUUUCUCGCAAUUGUUCGGAAAUAUUUACGAGAGGGCUUCCAUUUUAGCCUCAGUGUCUAAUUUAACUAUGAUAUUUCACCAGCGUUAUUAAGUAUUUUUAUUCUAAUAAAUAAUAAAUGGAGAAUAAGUCCAGCUUAUUGCUGAUAGAAGCAAAAAGGCGAGUUUCAGGAAGCAGUCGCAAAGAAGGAGACACGAUCGCUGGAACGAGAGCUUUACUAGCUUAACGUUUCAAACCCUCACUCGAAUCCAUCAUCAGAGGCCAAGUCGGAUAAGAGUGGUAAGUUACCCAGGUGUCGCAGUAUUUAUUGGAUGUAGUUGCUAUGCCGUUACACGCGGCUCAUUCGACGAGACCCAACCACACAUUCAAGUUUGACGGAGCGGAAAUUCUUGCUAGAAGUGACAACCUCGUGGGUCGCGAACUGCUCGAGUCCUGGAUUGACGGUCCUUCAUCAGCCAACAAGCACAACGACUUCUCCGCUCCAUAUUCGUGCUGAGACUUUGUCUAGACAAAGUACUUGGCCGCGAGGAGAGCGUGCAGAUGACCACUGUUCCUGGCGAGCCAAAUUGUCCAAAAGUCCGCACGGAGGACGAAAUCCGACAGUAAGCAACUCGACCGCGUGCGAUGAGCGUGGAAGUCGAUAAUCUUGACCGACACACAAGGGCAUAGUAACUGCAUACUUCAAGAACUGGCUAGUCGAGUCGUGCUGCACUCGGGAGCUGCCAACUGUGAUAGGCAUGUAACGGCCUGGCAAUUAUAUCCUAUGAAUACCGCAACACGUAGGCAACUUACCACCCUUAUCUAACUCUGUCUCGGAUGAUGGAUUCGAGUGAGGAUCCGAAACGUCAAGCCAAUAAAGCUCUUGUUACAGCGAUCGCGUCUCUACCUCGGUUUAACUUAUUCUUCCAAACCACUCUUUCCAAUUGCAAUUUCCACUGUACUAAAUUUAGUCUUUGCCAACAGAUGGGGUAGGCGUCCACCUCUAGUGGAUAAGAUACAAACUGACUCGUCAUGCACCAAUAUGAUGUAAAGGAGCCUACAGUUCACGAGAAGUGGCAGCGGUUAAAGCAAUUUCCCUAAGGUUGUUCAAUGGUAACUGAAGCAUUCGCAAACUUCCAAAAACCUUCCAACAGCGUCUUUGCUGCGUUGCAAUCUUAGACAUUAUAAGGUAAGCCGAGGAGACGGAGAGGAAAACGCGUCUGCCCCCAACGAAACCAACAAUUAUUAUGGAAAAUAGUCCGAAUAAACACUUUCACUUGCGCACGCUGGUAACCAAUGCCGUAAUCUCCAUUUUAACUUGAAAUGACAGACGUAAGGUCCUGUUGCAAAAUUAUUUUUUAUUUUUGUAUAACAGAGCGACUUCACAUGAUCUGCAGUUUUAAGCAUUAGGUAGCCCUUAUCUCUAAACCUGAAAAUAAGAGUUUACCGAAGUUCGAACUGUAUCCUCUGACUCAAAUGCCUAGGUAGAGGCUUGCAGGGGACAAACAAAUAUGCUCCCAACGGUCGUUACGUCAGAAUGGAAAACGACUAUGAUUCUACACCCGCUGAGCUUGAAAGUAUAACGGGGAUCUAUAAAUUUAGCGUCAAAUGCAUCCGCACUCGAAAAUGAAUGACGCCAGGCUGGGAACCUAUCAGUCACCAGACAGCGGGUUAUGUAGAGGUCCGUAUCAGGUUUUGUGUUUUCGUGCCUCUUGAGUAUUAAUGCGAGCCGUCGUGCAAACUAAGCUUUCAAGUGGAUGAUCUGGCCUUUCCUUCCUGCCUACAUACCUGGAGUCAAUGUACUCAUAUAUUUCCAAAACAGGUAAACGUUUGGUAAACCACCAAACUUCAUGCAUACGCUGACUAUUUUAACAUAGGGACGAACGAAAGGAACUCGUAAACGUCUUUUAAGACGAAAUUGUAUCAACUUCAAUUGUCUCCCUACCGACCCUUUCGCAAGCAUCAAAAUUUUCCAAAGGAAUCCGCCCAAUAUGUCUUUGAUAUUUGACUAGGUACCGUUCGUCAGAGGAAGAUGAUACAGAAUAUAUAAGUAAAUAACCUUAUUGAACGCAUUUGGGUAGGAGACAACUUGUGCUAUCUUAUAUGUUCCUUCGGAAAAAAACUAUGAAUAGACUAAGUACUUUAGUAACAUCAUAUAUUUUUUGACGGACAUGCAGAGUUAAAGACCCCAUCUAACUGAACUUAUUAUGGGUAAACACUAUACUUUCAGAGGUGUGUAUACCGUUUUUUCUUAAUCAGCCAUUUGCGGUGGUGAAAUACAUAAAGAACGUGGCGCAAUCUACAGCCCUAAUUAUCCGGAUCCUUACAAACAAAACAAAGAAUGCAUCUGGAAGAUUGUCGUUCCCCUGCGAUUCUCAGUCGGCCUCAAAUUUGGGUCUUUUCAUGUAAGCAUGAGUGCUUUUUUCCGAAAUCUAUGCUCCUGCUGGUGAAUAUCGUACAAUCGACGAAACAUUCAUGGAAAGAUCAGACAUAAGUCACCAACGUAUGUGUGGCAAAUCGUUAUUACGUAGUUUUUAUCACACAAAAUCUCUGAUUAUCUUGUCACAAAAAGGCAUAUAUUUUUGAUUUAGCCUCCAGCAGGGACCUGAAUUUAAUCUUUGACGGUGACUGAACUUCUUUUCGUGAACUGCUGACUUCUGAAUCUAUUUGUUAACGCGGAAACUCAUGUGUAAAUGGCCGCAUUAGAGAGUGCUAUUUGAUAUUAGAUAAAGCAAUUCACCUGUUCAGUUUUCAUCUCACCAAAUAGAUUUCUCACGGUUCGAUGCGUCGUAUUGGUAACUUUACGCCAUAUUGCACACUUGUAUAGGAUAAGACUGUCUUCAAUACUGUUGACAGUCCGACAUUCUUACAAUUCCUUGAUACAUCGAAAAAUGGCGGCAAAAUAUUUGUUUGGUUUUUCAGGUAAUUUUGUUGAGUCACUUACAACGCAUUAACUAUGCCGGUGCUUAAUAUGCAGGCAUGAAGAUGUCCCAGUUACCACCGAACUUCCUGGAAUCCAGAUCACGUAUUUACCUAGAUUUCGCAAUCAACCAUGAACGCCUUGGCUGAGGACUGCAAUCGAAUGGUUUUUAGUAAUGUUUACCGAAAUGAUAACAUAAAGCAGUUUUAAAUAUAAAAAGUUUGAAGGAAUUUACAGCAACGGUCGCCUCACGUUGGAGCUGCAGCAAUUACAUCCAAAUGUAAUUGAAAGGCACACAAAGACAGCGCCACGAAAAAUGCGAAUAAAGAGGCAAAUGUAAAAUGGCUUGUCUGCAUUUUCUGACACUUAACCUCUUCUGGGAUAAACAAAGCGAAAUUAACGCCCUCAUUAGGGUCUGCUUGUAAAUGUGCCUCCUCUUGAGAACCAGGGCUUAAAACCAUGUAAACGAAAUUAUCUGUUUGACCUAGCCCCACAGAAAUUGACUUCUUGUAGCCUGAAACAAAUUCUAUUGAGCAUAUAAUGCGUGUAUACAUAUAUAUACAUAUAAGGUUAAAAUUGUAGAAAUUAUGAAAUGCAGCACACACAGUUAAGUACGGAAAAUGCCUGCGUAAGGUCAGGUCCGAAUGCCAUGAAAAUUUUAGUCGCGGCUAGGUCACUCAGCGGCAGAAUGUCGGCUAAACACUAGCCUGGGCUUUUAGUUAGUAGAUAUAUCUGGAUUGCGGUAUAACCAUCUGCUACAUAAGAUCUUACUACUACUACUACUACUACUACUACUACUACUACUACUACUAUUACUACUACUACUACUACUACUACUACUACCACUACUACUACCACUACUACUACUACUACUACUACUACUACUAAUACUAUUACUAAAACUACCUGUUUGUAUGAUGGAAAUUACGCGGUUAUUCUGCUGUAGUUGAUUGACUAUGACUCAAAUUUUCAUUGAAAGUUUGGGUCUGACUCUAAAAAGUCAUGCCACGGAGACUUAACUCCAUUUUCUGCACUUAAUACUUACUGAAAUCAUUACCUUAGUUAUUCUUUGGAGUUCGAAUACCAGUACCCUCAUGGUGAACGUCGGGAAUCAACUGAGGAACCGAAUCACUCGCAGCCGUGUCACGCAGCGACGGAAUAUCGACAAAACGUGUGUCUGGGCUGUUAGUUAAUACCUAUAUCUGGAGUACAGUAUGACCAUUUGUCAUAUGUGUUUGUAUGGCAGAGAGGCGCUCACCAAUUUCGUUAUGGAACUACGUCAACUUCUUCUGUCCUGGGGCUCUCUCUCUCAAGAUCCCCAGCUGUUUCGCAACGGCGCAUAAUAGAAGCAGAAGAACCUUAGGGACAAAGACAAGGGAGACUGGAAUAGCUAUUUCUGUCUUACUGGCCCGAGCGUCCCAUGAUACAACGGGACGAAUGAGAUCCAGAACGCGAUGGGCGGGCGUCCCUCUGCCAAUAAAUAUACCCGAUCGUAAAUGAUAGAACGACAAGCCCGUGGUUCAGUUGUUCGGGCAUUGCAUUUCUAACUUACAAGUCGCGGGAUCGAGCCUUAGGUGUUGAACGUCUCGGGAUUGGGUAUGGCUGGCUGACGACGGCUAACAAGCCAAAAAUGGACAUUCCAGUCUCCCUUGUCUUCGCCGGCAAUGCUAUUCAGUAUAUGUACAUAUCAACAACGAUGCGGUCAGAUCGAUAUAGCACUGUUCGUGACUUUGAUGCUUCAUUCAGUCGAUUUUAGAUAUAACCAAUAUCUGGGACUAUAAGCAUAAACAUGCAAACACACACAUGCACACACAAAAGUCCACACCACAUAUAUGCGCCAAGAACAGGGUCCAUCGAAGUGGCUAUAAGUACAUACUUGCAUUUAUGGGAUAACUGCAAAAAUGCAAAGCUUAUUAAGCGUAAUCGGGAGAGUAGGGCGUCUCCGUAUGGCCUAAAUUGUCUUUCUAACACUCCGUUUCUAUUGUGGAAACUGAAUGAGUAAACAUAACUUGAGUGAAAUUAAAGUGCUUUGUCGGGAGUGACUUUCAGUUAGACUAAUAAGUUGUUUGUCUUGGAGCGUGGAAAAUUCAUGCGAACCGAGAUGCCUGUCAAUCGUGGUUUAGUGACUAGGCCUCUUGAAAUUUAUGUAAAACCAGGUCAUCCGACAGUCACGCUUUUGAGAAUGAAGUCGUGUGUGAGACGGAUGAGGCGGCAAUUUAGACGGACAGUUUGUCCUUAUCUACCGGCAUGUGAGCCUUCAUGCUUCCUACUUUAAAAUCGUUUGUCAGUUUCACCAAUGUAAUCUCCCUUGUCUGCUUUGGUAUUCAGUCGAGCAAGUGACAUAAUAUAUUUGAUCAGAUGAUAGUGGGCCCGUUGAAUGCAUGCACUUUUAUGUCAUGUUAUCUUGCCCAAUCUGCGUGUUACUCGAAUCCCCAGUUAGAACAUUGGUUUUUGCAAGUUCUUCGGUAAGAUAGAAGUAUAUGAUAUUACGAUCCAAAACGCCACCUAGGAUUCGUUCUCGCGCUCCACUUGUUGGCUGCUCGUAGACGUUUCUAGAAAGAAACCCUUCCCUAGAUAUAUUAGUUAUCCUAAUUUUUAGGUACUUAUUUCAGUUUUUAAGUACGACGAAGGGACGUUUUUUGAAGCUGCGUUUGUGUGAAUGGAAUAAUUGCUCUGACAGUUUUGAGUGCGGCGAUAUUGCUUGCCCUCCUGCAAACGUUUUUUAGUUCGCCACUCAAUUUUCUGCUCACUAGCAUGUUUUGGCAUUACAAAUCGUCGCCAUUUUCCUCCUCCACUAGUAAUUGCAAGUUUGAGAAUUUUGAAGUAUGUUAUAGAUUACCACUUGAUGAAAACAAGAGUAUCAUUAUCGUGAUGAAUCUGCAAGUUACCUUUAGGGUUUGAAGCCCAGCUUUCCCUGCUGGUGCAAUAACGGCUGCAGGAGAAUGAAUAAGAGGAACAGUUGCACUUGAGAGUGGACCGGAGUAAUAGCACGAAAUCGGUCCGAUGUGGAUAUGUAGACGUGCCCGAAAUAAACAAAUUCAGCCGUUUGUAAUACUGGACCGGUGGUAAUAGGGGUUUUUACAGGUGGGGUCGGGAACGCACAGGCGACAAGGUCAAUUAAUUUUAUGAGAAUGAAAAGCUAUUGGGAAUGCGCCGUUGUACUUUGAGUGGUUGAUACAUAGUUGUCCUAACCACUAACGCUAAUCGGUAACCCUAAUCCGUAACCCUACCCCUAACAGUAUUGUGUCCAUCAGGUGCGCCUGCAUAACCAGAUAUUACCUUAUUAUCCUCUAUGCAUGCAUAUGGUCUGCCAGAAAUAUGCAUAAAGGGAUCCGUUAAUCGACGGAACUGUCAAAGUUAGUAAUACUUCAGCAGAUUAACAAGCAAAAACAGUUCGUCUUAACUGUGUAGGUCCCUCACACUUAAAACGGCCGAUCAGAUACCACAAAUAUUUCUUUUGGAAGACAUACUAGUAUAGAAUAAUGUUUAAAUAAAAGAAUAUUUUGCUCACAUAUUUAAGUCAAAAUAAUCUUCCAUUAAUUAUUCGCUAUUGAAUGCUUCUUCUCGUGCAAGGCGACAAUGGAAAAAUACCAACAAAAACGGUUUUACUGACGUUUACCGAGAUAUGAUUAUUUUAUAAAUCGAUAGUCUAAAAUAUAAAAUAUACUUCUGUUUGAUGAUAUAAAGCUCAUUCAGCAGUCCCGGCACUUCGGUUAUCAAUUUCCUAUUUUAGCUAUUUAAUCAGUAAUUCGAGGCCUAUAACCUACUGAUUAUCAGCGAACAUCUUUUAAAAUAAUCGUAGACAGCGCAUUGUUGGAAUUCAUUAUUUUGAAAUAACAUUACCUACUAAGAGUAGGGAUUCAUUCUAAAACUCAUCAUUUCGCAGAUUGAAGACAGCGUCAACUGUUCUAAAGACUACUUGGAAAUACGCGAUGGACCUUCGGAAAAUUCGAAAUUGCUGCGAAGACUGUGCGGGUCUAAAUUGCCAGAGCCAAUAGUUUCAACUGGACAAACUAUGUACAUUCGAUUUGUUAGUAACGGUCAACACGAAGGUCGAGGAUUUUACGCAAAUUUCCAGACAGGUAGGUGUUCGCAGCCUAUGUCUUUGCGCAAAAAUAGCAUUUAUUUCCCGUUCAACGGUUGUAUAUUUCAAGCAAUGAAAACCAAAGCUUUUAGGAUUUUUGCAGAUUCGAUGUUAUCAUCGAAUUAAAGAAGUCGGGUCGCCAUCCCCCUGACGGGGCAAGCUCUUUGAAGAGCGAAGCAUCCCUUAGUGGCUACUUCUUUUAUGAAACAACUUACUGGAAAUACCUUCCAAAAUGAAAUAAUUAAUUACAAAAAUAAGUAUUUGCAACUAAAAAUCUAAAAAACUGACCGUUUUACAUUACGUUUUUGCUUUGUAGCAAAUACAUCCGUUCAUUUAAGACGAUACUUCAAGAAUAUUCAGUGGGAUAAGAGUAAAAGAAGUUCAGUCACGUUAGGCCAUUCCGAAUAUCUGAAAUUUGAGUUGCGUCCAGUUCAAUGAGAGUUCACUAAUAGCCUCUCAUUCGGCAGGGCAUAAGGUCGAACUCGUAAUAUUUAAAUCAAGUCUUCAGACGUAUUUCACUCCUGAAGGAUCAGCUUAUUCAAAAUCUCAUUGUCCAGAGGCGCACUGCUCAUUUUAACAACAUAAUCUUGUCAGGUGAAUCCUGUGUGACGACGUUGUCUGCGAAAGCCCUCUUUUCUUGAUUCCGUCUACCUAACUGGUGGCCAACGUUUGGUUUCCGUAAUGUCUGCUUCAGAUAUCAACGAAUGCGCCCUUACAAAACACAACUGUCAGCACUCCUGCGUCAACACGCUUGGAAAUUACAAAUGUGAAUGUUAUGAUGGCUACGAACUUCAGCCGGACGGCCGGAGGUGCACACGUGAGUUGGCUACAUUUGCUAAAUGCUCCUUUUUGCGGUUAAGACCAUAG